CAUGACGUCAUAGGUCGAGAAGCCUAACAACAGCAAGAUGCAGCAUAGAAAGUUGAAGAGCGCGAAUAUUUAAGAAAGCGAAGAUGAAGUUGUUUGCUAUAGCAAGUUGUUUUAAGCCACCUUUAAAUUUUAAUCAUAAUAAUUUUCACAACAGUUCAAGCAAGUUUCAAAGACAAGAUAAGAAUGUUACCACAACACGACAAGAUCACACCAGCCACAAAUCAAGCUGGAUAAAGGAGACGAUGAUGGUAUUUGUCUGCCAGCCAACCAAGAACCCGGCACCACUUGACCUUGGUCAGCUGAUGGUCAGCAAUAAGGAGCCGUCAAGGAAAUGCGAUCUCAGUGGUAACAACAAUUUCCGAAGAGGCAUUGUCCAGGAAAACCUGAUGGUUUUAGUGUGCAGCCCAACCUGGUGUCCUCCUCCACUUGACCUCGGUUACGGCACCAAAGCACCAAUGCAUGUCAAGCGAGAUGAAGUUUGUGAUUUGUUGGGAAUGGGAUCAUUUGGAGACCUCGUCCUGGCUGUACCGCCGACAUUGUUUCACGAGGAACAGAAUAACUGGUCUCCUGAUAAGCUCAAUGAGGCUAGAUAUUUGAGGCAAUCAAUUGUAUUUGAACCAGGGUUUUUCAGUCCUAGCUGUUCUCCUCGAGAGGUGGUCCUCUGUCAGAACCAAUCACCGUUGUCAAUCGACAGUUCAUCUCAUGAUUCACCAAUUAGUAUGACCCCUCCGAAUCUACUUCCGAUUAUUUCGACCGAAGUGACGCCUGGCGUGAGUAACCUUGACAUGUUCAUUAAAAGCCUAGACAGUUUACCUUACUCUGACAAAAGCCUCUUUGCUGCUGUGGAAAGACUCGCAGAGAUACCUGCAACACCAGUUCUACAGAGUGCAUCAUCGUGCAGAAGAUCAGUGUUUGAGAAAAGCACUCCAAAACCGUCAUGUGAACCAUUUCUUCAAACGAGCUUUUCUGAGACAUUACGAACGGUACCACAUUUGGAGACUCACAUUGCAUUAUCAAGUCUUCUACCAGUAUCAGUCCCGGCCAUCCCAACACGUCUUUUCGCUGUUCAGAACAGUGUACACAUUGCCCACCGUGUCCACACACCGUCCACAUCAGUCCCAGCCUCACCAGUAAGCCUUGUAGCUGCAGCUGCCAAUUUACUGGCAAUUGCCCCAGCGUUGACCUAUUCAAGUGGAUCGUCAUUGGAAGAGAUCUGUUUUACUGGCGGGCAAGCGUCCUCAGUAGAAAUGCUUUUUUCACACACCUCCGAAACAGCCCUCAUCCAAAUGCCACCGACACUAAACUUAGCAUCACCAAUGUUUCCCCAAAACCGUGCUUACUUAAUGACGGUAAACAUGGUUUCUGUAAGGUCAGUUAGGGAAGAUCGACUUAAUAUAAGCAUCGUCGAGACCAUUGAAUCUCCAGUGCAGCGGCUGCAAAAUAGUUUGACACUAAGCGUUGCUAUGGCAGCUGCACCAAUUCAAGCAAUCGCUCAAUCAAGAGGAAUAGAAACUGAACUGUUAGCUCUAAUGGAGUCAGAUAAAGAGUCAUCAUCAAUACAGCGAAUUCCUCCGAAUACGAGAAGGCCCCUGUAUAUGGUUGCUCCACCUCCCCAAGGCCACUAUAUGGGCGCCCAGCCUCCCCAGAAAACCACAAUUCCUCUUAAUACGAGAAGGCCCCUGUAUAUGGUUGCUCCACCUCCACAGGGCCACUAUAUGGCCACCCAGCCUCCCCAGGAAACCACCAUCAAUCCUUAUGACGGAGACAUUCAUUUAUUCGGAGAGUCUCACUAUAACUACCGGGUGAUUGGCCAGAGGAUUGAAACAAUUGAUGUGAAAAUGGAUAUCCUGUCCUGCCUUCACUUCCUUUAUCAAACUAACCCGGCCACCGGAAUGGUUAAUGUCAUUGGAUCAGGGAUGUUUGGUUCGGUUUUUACGGCAACACACCUCCCCACUGGCCAGCUAGUUGCGAUCAAGUCUCAGUAUCAUGCUCUGGAAGAUGGACACAAAAUUAUCUCAGAGGCAAGGAUAAUGCAACUCUUAUCUGACACUGGAUAUGUUCCCAAAUUGUAUGGACUGCUACCAGACCCAACAGAUCAACGAAAGCUGCUGAUCGUGAUGGAGAUGGUUGGGUCGGGCGUGACCUUGCGACAGAAACUACAAGAGAACACUCUAGAUGAGAGACAAAAGAUCUUCCUUGCUAUACGCCUCACUAUUGGUCUUCACGCCAUUCAUGAACAAAAUGUCCUUCUGAACGACAUCAAAGAUGACAAUAUUAUUGUGUUCUCCUCCGAUGGAUACGACAUACAUGCAAAAUACAUCGACUUCGGUCACGCUUCAUGUGGCUUUGUGAAAAAAUACGGGGGCAACGGUUUUACAAAUGCAAGGUGCACUCAACUCGCACCCGAGGUCCGAGAAGGCAACCCGACAACACGUGCCUCAGAUAUCUUUGGUCUUGGGUACACAAUCGCAUUAUUCCGGGUAACCAAAUUGAUUGAAGUAGUUGAUCAAUGCAUGUGUCAUGACCCAGGUCAGCGACCAUGCACCGCAAUCGUAAGCCAGAUGAUAAUGAAUUUACUUUAGGUCGGAAAACCAUAAUAAUGCAGGAGUUGAACAUGGCUUUACCCUGACCUCCUUAUUGGAAAUAUAACAACUCCCCGGAAGCUUCAGUGGCUAGGACGAACUGCCUGAUUUAUAAUGACUGACGUUUUCUCAACCAAUCAUUUAAGAACGAACUGUGGCUCGGAAGAACAGCAAUACAGUCCUGAACCGAAAUAUUCCGAAUGUGUCUUCUCGGAAACCUUGCAAAAGUUCCUUUGUAGAAGAAACAAUAAGUUAAUUAUUUGUUACCAUUCUCAUGUUUUGCCCUCUC
Molecule: messenger RNA, 2871 nt
Organism: Mizuhopecten yessoensis (Yesso scallop)
Lineage: Eukaryota; Metazoa; Mollusca; Bivalvia; Pectinida; Pectinidae
Exons: 10
Coding region: 84-2582 (832 amino acids)
Biological process (GO): protein phosphorylation
Cellular component (GO): cytoplasm
Molecular function (GO): protein serine/threonine kinase activity; ATP binding
Source: RefSeq, a predicted model, not a curated record